Messenger RNA from Chlorella variabilis, 2148 nucleotides. RefSeq lists its product as hypothetical. NCBI's taxonomy places the organism in Eukaryota, Viridiplantae, Chlorophyta, Trebouxiophyceae, Chlorellales, Chlorellaceae. Bases 1 to 2148 code for a protein of 715 amino acids. The transcript is spliced from 16 exons. The record is from RefSeq and is a predicted model, not a curated record. Gene Ontology annotation, molecular function: protein binding.
AUGCAGGUGUGUCCGAGCAGCGUUGGCCUGUCUGCCAGCUGCUGUUCCGCACUUGCUGAGGCUGCCGGCCCCGAUGCCCAGCAGGUUGAGGCGCUUUCCAGCGGGCUGGCGCCCUGCAGCGGCGACAAGCCGCGCCUGGUGAGGACCAUCAGCGUCGUGGGGCCCGCCACGCCCGACGGCGGCGCCGCGGCCGCACCGCCGCCGCACCAGGCGCGGGAGGCUGGCGCUGCCGCGGCGCCGCAUGGUGCGAGCGAGGAGGCAGCGGAUGCGGGGGCGGCGCUGGUGAGCGACGAUGAAUUGCUGGUGGAGGAGCCGCGGGAUCCUCGCGCCAUGAGCCUGCCCAGGCACAUGGCGGCGCUGCAGCUGAUGAAGGAGCGGCUGCACCGGGAGGCGGCCGCGAUGUGGGACCAAAUAAUUCGAGACGACCCCGACAAAGCCGAGUGGUACCACAACCGAGGCGUGGCCCGCAUGCAGCUGGGGCGUGAGCAGGAGGCGGUGCACGACCUCACGCUCUGCCUGGAGCUGCCAGACUGCCAGCCCUUCCACCGCUUCCAGUGCCUGCUGUUCCGCGGCCAGAUCAAGCAGCACAUUGGCGACCUGGGCGGGGCGGAUGAGGACUAUAAGGCGGCGCAGGAUGCAGCCACGGACGAGGCGAGGCGGCAGCUGGUGAAGGAGAGCCGCAUGCUUCUGCUCAAGGAGCGCGUCAGCCGGCGGCAGCAGAAGGAGGCCACGAAGAAAGCGCGGAGGCCGCCGGUGGUGCACAGGUACGGUACCGCCGUCAUCGAGGAGCUGGACCCCGAGGAGGGCAGCGAGGAGCACGGCGAGAGCGUGGCGCACGAGCGCGCGGCGGCGUGGCAGGAGGCGGCGCUCAAACUGGCUGCCGAGGCGCGCGGGAGGGCUGGCCGCAUUGCCAGGGAAUUCGAGACGGAGCAGCAGCGCGUCAGGGAGGAGAACCAGGCGCGCCAGGAUCGCAACGCGGUGAGGCAGGCGCGGCGGCGGCGGGCCGCGGAAGUGGCGGCGCAGCGCCGGCGCCGGCAGGAGGAGGAGGCGGACCGGCUGCAGAGGGAGGGGGAUGUGGAAGGCGCGGAGAAGCUGUACGCCAGGUACCUGUCGCAGCGGCCGGCCGACCUGCGGGCUUGGAGCAACUGGGCUGAGAACUGCUGCAAGGCGCAGCGCUGGCAGGCGGCGCUGGAGUGCUGCAGCCAAGGCCUGGCGGUCUCCACCCCCAGCCAUGCAGUGCCACGCCACAAGCUGCUGCGGGGCGUGGCAUACCGCGGCAUGGGGCGGCUGCAAGAGGCGCUGCGCAGCUUGGAGGAGGCGGAUGCGGCUGCGGAGGCAGAGGGGGAGCACAAAGCCAAGCGCCUGCUGGCCAAGCACAUCAUGCAAGUGCUGGAGGCGAUGGCGGCGCAGGGCACCCAGCCCGCCCCUCGGGACCCCGCUGCGCUGGGCAUGCCGGGCGCCGCGCUGCCCGCCAUGCCUGUCGUGCCGCCGCGGCCGCCACACGUGGUGCCAGAGGAGGCGGAGCUCGAGGUCCCUCCUGCCGCGGCGGCGCCGGCGGGCGAGCCUGCCUGCCACACGGCGGCGCCGGCGCCAGCGGAAGCCGCGGCAGCGGGGCCCGCAGAGGCCGCCGCGCAGGCGGCGGCGGCGGAGCGCGAGCAGGGCAACGCCUGCUUCAAGAGGCGGCAGUGGGAGCUGGCCCUGCGCCACUACGAGCGCGCCUCCCAGCUGCACCCGGGCUGCAAGCUGGCACUGGCCAACCAGGCGGCGGCGCUGCUCAAGCUGCGGCGCUGGCGCGAGGCGGAGCAUGCCGCAUCGCAGGCGCGGCCCGCCGCCACUUCACCCUGCUCUGCCCUUGCCAGGCGCAUGCGCUGCGAGGGGCUGGCGAGGGACUUCGCGCUGGCCUUAGACUCCAGCUUCACCAAGGCGCGCUACCGCCGCGCCCACGCCUACGCCGGGGACAACAACCUGCAGUUUGCCCUGCUGGACAUGCAGAUUGUGGCUGAGGCAGACCCGGGGGAUGCAGCGGUGCAGCGGGAGCUGGCCGCCAUGAGGACGGCGCUGCGUGAGGAGGGGCAGUCCAGCUUUGUGGGGGCGGAUGUGGUCACCAGCAACCCCCUGUUCAGCCCUACCAGCAGGGCUGGGAAGUGA